AUGUCGCUCACUGUCUUCCCAGAGCCUUCGGUUGACGAGAUAGCGGAUUUGGAGGCUACUUACCAAGAGAGCUCCAUUCAGCUCGGAGAAGAAGUCGAUUACUUCGCAGCCCAACUCGAUCGCUACACCACCGACCCCAAAGGCUCACCCGCAGAGCAGCGCGCUCAAUUAUUCAAGCUCCUCGAUGUUUACCAUACCUACACACGGAAGAGGGCGGACCGGCUGCGUGAGCGCCAAUCUCGGCAACGGUCGUUGCGGAGGGGGAGUUGGCAAAGGGCAGGAUCGGCUGAGAUGGACAUCGACGAAGCCGACAAUGGCGGCGCGGAUGCCAGUUUGGAAGAGGCGCAACGCGUGGAAGAGGAGGCGCAGACAUGGGACCUUCUACGGAGGAUUCUGCCACUGCGAUACCGCGAUACGUCAGCCGUGCAACAUUUGUUGAAUCAUGACGCCCGGUCCCAGUCGCGGAGGAAGUGGUGGAACGAGUUUUUAUUGUCCGACUCACUCGCCCGCGAAAGGAAAAUCGUGCUCGAGUGGCUGCAGAACAGUGCGAGCCACGGGCCAUCCAUUGAUGAAAUUGUGAGCGAGCUCCAACAGAAUGCUGAGCGCGGAGACAUACUCGGACACGGUUGGCUCCAUACCCGCCACAAAAUCAAGCUGCAAAAGAGCGUCAAUGGGUACCAAGGCGUCCUGGACCCAAACGAUUCCGCUGCCGCCGAAUCACAUCUCGGCUCAAACACUCUUAUCACCCAACUUGACCCGGACGCUCUCACCCGUCAGGGGCGCAAACUGGAGCCCCAGGACGAGUAUUUCGAACGCGCUAUCUGGCUGGGCUGCUUUGAGAUGCUUCGCCGGGGCUGCUCCAUGUCCGAGAUCAGGGAGUGGUGCGCCGUGAGAACGGAAAUGUGGAGAGCCGCUUCCAUCUCACCGCUGCCGCUCUCAAAUCCCGAGGACGAAGAGCAAUCAGCGUUUGACCCAAGUUCCCUGAUUUUAUGGAGGCGUAUGUGCUAUGCUACAGCUCGCGAGGGUGGGACAAGCGACUAUGAUCGCGCCGUUCACGGGCUGCUUGCGGGUGACAUUACAAGCGUCGAGAAGGUGUGCAAAUCAUGGGAUGACUUCCUGUUUGCCAAUUAUAAUGCCCUUCUCAGGACACAGUUCGACUCUCAUCUCAUCAAGCAUGCCAGUGGGGAGGCCGCAAAGGUUGCUCAACAGUACCCGGCGUUCAAUGCAGUCUUGCAUCACGGCGAUCCCAUGACUGCCGUCAAACGCCUCCUUACUUCACUUGAGAAGGAUGAGAGGACGAGCAAUGAGGCACUACGAACGACAAAGGCGCUACAAGGCGCCAUCCUUGCAAAUGAAGUCGAUCGACACCUCUUCCAUCAAGGUUUAGUGCUCUCCCGGCUUGCCAAUAAGAAGGACAAGUCGAAGCUGCUCCCCGAGGUUGUAUUACCGACUUUUGAGGGCUUCAACCCGAAGAAAUACUUUGGUUUGGGUGACCACGAUGGCAUACGGAUAUUGGCCCACGUUCUCAUCAUAGUCUCAGCUCUCGACCGCCUGAAGGGUUUCACGAUUGAUACCGGUCCUUUGCAGGCCCGGCACCGAGCGGCAGAGCACCUCAUUGCUGCUUAUAUCAGCUAUCUGCGCCUCGCUAAACUCGAGGACCUGAUACCGGUGUACUGCUCUAAGUUGAAUGGUGCUCGAAUGUACGAGACAUUGAGCAGAAAUCUUAUUCAUAUUGAUGACAAUGAUUCACGCAUUCACCAGCUUACCAUCAUGCGAAAGCUGGGUAUUGAUCUGGCCGAAUUUGUCAAGCGUCAGCCCGAGCUCUACUUGGAGGACGUUCAGGAUAAGGCGCUGAGCUGCGAGGCCAAGGGGAGAUUCAAGAUUCUUGAAGAUGGACCAUUAACACUCAAGUACGGCCGAAUUGUCAAGCCGGAUUUCUUUGGAGAGGAUGCAGAAUUUGUCGACAGUGAGGACGACGGCAUCAUCCGCUCUAUGGAAUGGCUCAUGCUGGUUCCGGACUUGUUUGAGGAGACCUGCAUGUACACCAUCCGGGUCUACAAGUACUUUUUGAAACGCAUGCGCCUGCGCGCCGCUCGCGCAUUCAGCGAACGCGUCCCGGGCCGCGAAAUCAUUAGGACAAAGACGCCUAUCCCCGUCCGGGACCCGAGCGAGGAUUCUGGGCCGGGCUGGUUCGACGACUUCGCAAACGCUGACUUCCCCGCCGAGUUCUUGGCGAGUUGCAGGCUACCCAAGGACAAGCUGAUUACGCUGGUGCGGAAUAUGUGGGAGUUUGAGUGUCUUGUCCGUGCUCUCGAUUCGAUGGAGACCCUUUCUUCGUUGGCUGGGCUCAGUAGGGAGGAGUCCAGCACGUCGCGCGAGAUGUGGCAGCACACCAGCCAAGAGGUGCGCGCGGCCAAGGCAUGCAUGCAGCCCGUCCUCAAGAACUGGCUGUUGGUAUCCAACCAGCCCGACAAGGAUUUCUUCGAGCUCCGCGAGGCGUACAUCCCAGAGACGGUGUUGGCUUAUAUCAGCUGCCUGCAUUUUGCAGGCACAUCGCUCUCGCGUGAUAACCUUCUCGAAUGCAUGGAGCUGGCCGCCGCGAUUGCGGAGAAGGGCUCGGAUGUGGCCCAAGAGUUCAUGAGGUGCAACAGGAUGAAGGAGUUGCUUGAGGCCUUCACGUCCUGCAGCAAGGCCUUGGCCAUCUGGACCAGCGACAAAAAGGGUGCACAAAACAACUCCAAGAAGAUCAGAGAGAUGGGUUGGUCAAGGGAGUUGUGGACGAUCAAGCCAUGA
Messenger RNA from Canariomyces notabilis, 2793 nucleotides. RefSeq lists its product as uncharacterized. Gene Ontology annotation, biological process: post-transcriptional tethering of RNA polymerase II gene DNA at nuclear periphery; mRNA export from nucleus; protein import into nucleus. Lineage: Eukaryota; Fungi; Ascomycota; Sordariomycetes; Sordariales; Chaetomiaceae. Bases 1 to 2793 code for a protein of 930 amino acids. Gene Ontology annotation, cellular component: nuclear pore; nuclear pore outer ring. The transcript has 5 exons. Gene Ontology annotation, molecular function: structural constituent of nuclear pore. The record is from RefSeq and is a predicted model, not a curated record.